CCCAAACCCCCACCACACACCACGGCCCCACUCCACGAGCUUCCCCUAUUUAUGCGCUAACCCAAACCCGAAAACCCUACACGCAUCAGACCUCCUCAUUUUCAUUCAGUGGCCCCAGAAAAAAGAACAAAAGAAUUGUUGCAGAAACUUGAAACCGCCCUUUUCUUUACUGCUUGCGAGAAAAAUGGGCAGUAAUGCGGAUUUAACUCGAGCUUUUAUUAAAGACGUCAAACGUGUAAUCGUAAAGGUUGGAACUGCUAUUGUCACUCAAGCAGAUGGCAGGUUGGCACUAGGAAGAUUGGGAGCUCUGUGUGAGCAGAUCCAAGAACUGAAUUCUGAAGGAUAUGAGGUUAUUCUGGUCACUUCAGGUGCAGUUGGUGCUGGUCGACAACGGUUAAGAUAUAGAAGAUUAGUUAAUAGCAGCUUUGCUGAUCUUCAAAAGCCACAACAUGAGCUUGAUGGGAAAGCUUGUGCAGCUGUUGGACAAAAUGGUCUCAUGGCUCUGUAUGAUUCAUUGUUCAGUCAGUUGGAUGUGACAUCAGCUCAGCUUCUAGUGACGGAUAAUGAUUUUAGGGAUCCAGAUUUCAGAAAACAACUCAGUGAGACAGUAAAAUCAUUGUUGUCCCUGAAGGUUAUACCUAUACUCAAUGAAAAUGAUGCUGUCAGUACCAGGAAGGCUCCUUAUGAGGACUCUUCUGGCAUAUUUUGGGAUAAUGACAGUUUAGCAGCUUUACUAGCUUUAGAGCUUAAAGCGGACCUUCUAGUUUUGUUGAGUGAUGUUGAAGGUCUUUACAGUGGCCCUCCUAGCGAUCCAAAGUCGAAGCUAAUUCAUACUUAUGUAAAAGAGAGGCAUGAGGGAGCUAUUACCUUCGGAAACAAAUCUAGGGUAGGACGAGGAGGCAUGACUGCUAAAGUUAAAGCGGCUGUUUAUGCAGCUUAUGCUGGCAUCCCUGUUGUGAUUACCAGUGGCUUUGCUGGUGAUAAUAUCAUUAGAGUUCUCAAUGGAGAAUCUAUUGGCACACUCUUUCAUCGAGAUGCUAAUCAGUGGGCUCCAGCUGGAGAAAUUGGAGCUCAUGAGAUGGCAGUUGCAGCAAGGGAGUGUUCUAGACGGCUUCAGGCUGUGUCUUCGAAAGAUAGGAGUAAAAUUUUGCUAGAUAUAGCUGAUGCUUUGAAAGAAAAUGAAAAUCUGAUCUUAGCUGAAAAUGCUGCUGAUGUAGCAGCUGCACAACAAGCUGGAUAUGAAAAAUCUUUGAUAUCUCGAUUGGCUUUAAAGCCUGGAAAGGUUUCUGGUCUUGCAAAUUCUCUUUGCAUGCUUGCAAAUAUGGAAGAACCUAUUGGUCAGGUUCUAAAAAGAACAGAGCUUGCAGAGGGAUUGAUCUUGGAAAAGACAACAUCUCCUUUAGGUGUUCUUUUGAUUAUUUUUGAGUCACGGCCAGAGGCACUUGUUCAGAUAGCUUCAUUGGCAAUUAGAAGCGGAAAUGGGCUCCUGUUGAAAGGAGGAAAGGAGGCCAAACGAUCAAAUGCAAUCUUACACAAGAUUAUUACUUCAUCAAUCCCAGAAAGCAUUGGCAAGAAACUUAUUGGAUUAGUGACUUCGAGAGAAGACAUCCCUGAAUUGCUCAAGCUUGAUGAUGUGAUUGAUCUUGUGAUACCAAGAGGCAGCAAUAAACUCGUUUCUCAAAUCAAGGCUUCAACAAAAAUUCCUGUUCUUGGUCAUGCUGAUGGUAUCUGCCAUGUUUAUGUUGACAAGUCAGCUGAUAAGGAUAUGGCAAAGCAAAUUGUUUUGGAUGCUAAAACAGAUUAUCCUGCUGCCUGCAAUGCAAUGGAAACGCUACUUGUUCACAAGGACUUGGUGCAGACUGGUUUAGUUAAUGAGCUAAUUGUGGAACUUCAAAUCAAAGGUGUUACUCUGUAUGGUGGACCAAGGGCAAGCUCCUUGUUAAAUAUUCCAGAGGCACGUUCAUUUCAUCAUGAAUAUUGUUCACUUGCUUGCACUGUUGAAAUUGUGGAUGAUGUGCAUGCUGCAAUUGAUCAUAUACAUCAACAUGGAAGUGCACAUACAGAUAGCAUCGUAACUGAUGAUCACGAUGUUGCAGAACUGUUUUUACAUCAACUUGACAGUGCUGCUGUAUUCCACAAUGCAAGCACAAGAUUCAGUGAUGGCUACCGAUUUGGGCUAGGUGCUGAGGUUGGGAUCAGUACCAGUAGAAUCCAUGCUCGUGGUCCUGUAGGAGUUGAAGGCUUAUUAACGACAAGAUGGAUUGCAAGAGGAAAUGGCCAAGUAGUGAAUGGCGACGCAGGAAUUGUUUACACGCACAAGGAUCUUACAGUUUGACCUUUCGAAGGAGAGACUAGAUUUCCCCGAGCAAAGCACGAAUAUGAUGGUUCCUUUCCUAGACGAAUGACAAUGACACGAUAAAGAGAGGCACAAAUAAGCAGUAACCGGGGGUUUAUGAUUUAGUUCCUGAUUAUUAAGUGUUGUAGUAUGUUGUACUGUAACCUAUUGAAUGAAUAAACUGUCAAAUGAUCUGUUGUUUUUUAGUGGUAAUAAAAUCAAUGCCUUCUCCACUAAAAAUUUUUAGGAGAUACUUG
Coffea eugenioides is the source of this 2592-nucleotide messenger RNA. Its product is annotated as delta-1-pyrroline-5-carboxylate synthase. The record is from RefSeq and is a predicted model, not a curated record. NCBI's taxonomy places the organism in Eukaryota, Viridiplantae, Streptophyta, Magnoliopsida, Gentianales, Rubiaceae. The transcript has 20 exons. Gene Ontology annotation, molecular function: ATP binding; glutamate-5-semialdehyde dehydrogenase (NADP+) activity; glutamate 5-kinase activity. Bases 185 to 2335 code for a protein of 716 amino acids. Gene Ontology annotation, cellular component: cytoplasm.